GGGAAUUUUGGAUUACAGUGUAUUAGAAUCUUUAAAUCUACAGAAAUCUUUGGUUUAAAAUGAACAGGAGAUAAGAUGAGCUUUGAGGCCACUCCCAACCAUGAUUCCAUGGCCCUGCACCCCAAAUGAGAAAUCCUCCUGUACUGUGCAAGGCUCAUCUUGCUCUUUCCUGGCUUUCUAAACUUCAUCUUCAAGAGUGACCAAAAUAUUGAUUUUACAGCUCUUUCUCUUCCUCUUCCCCUUUUCCUUCCUCCUCUGGUCUGCACCCAUUUCCACCUGGAUCCCUCCCACUCCUCACAGGAGCUCUGCUAUCACCUUCUCCCUGGAGUGUUUUUACCCACUAUAAAAUAAAAUAAAUCUAUGACCAUUCAUGUUUCCUCCUCCUGAUGAAGAAACUGAGGCACGGGAAGGGGAAAUGAAGCCAAGACAACAAAAAUCCCCCAAGAUUUUUACGGGAAGUCGGGAGCCACUCUGGCUCCCCGUCAGCAUCUCUGCCUUCUCUCCCUGAGGAAUUCGCUAUUUAUAGCUCCGUUCCGUUAGAACGUAAUCAAAACCAUCCUCUCUCCAUACGAGAACUCAUCCAGCGGCACUGACCCUCCCUGGGGGAAAACUUCCCGAGAUUUGCGAUUCAGCCGCCCGAAAACGCCUCUGCAAGAGGGAAACGGGGAAAGUUCCAGCGCACGGCUCGGGCUCAGCGCUCAGCCCGGGGCUGCUCCGCACAACCCGGGGAGGUUUUCUCAUCACCAACGGGUUCCCUCCCACGGUACCGAGGAGCUUUGCUCGGCUCAGCCCCCCCGAGUCAUUUCCUGCCUUCUCGGGGACCGAAAGCGCCGCGGAGCAGGAGCGGAGCCGCUCCCGCAGCCGGCACCCAGCGCAGGACGAUGAAUUUCUGCAUCGCGGUGCUCCUGGUCCUUCAGUCCUUGCCGGGGAAGGCGGAGGUCGAGGAUGAGGAGGAGAUCGCCCCGGAUUUAUUUGAAUACAUGACUCAUUUAAGUGAUUACUAUUAUUCCACAGAAGAUUAUUACUAUGAUAACGUCACAGCAACCCCUGCCACGUACGUGUACGAGUUUGAUUCAUAUGAGACAAACACCACUGGAGACAUAGAUUAUGACAAGUUUUUUCCAGAAUGGAAUGACACCACUGAGCUUUCAGGAUUACCUGACAUAAAUGUUCCAGGGGAUGCCAAGGCCACUCCAGGGGAUGCCAAGGACACUCAGGAUUUUCAGGAGUCAUUGGGAUCGUCCCUGCAGGGCCACCUCACCCUCAUCAUCCUCCUCAGCUUCCUGGGUCUCCUGCUAUGACCCCCAGACUCCUCCUCCCAAGGUACUCUGGGAUUCCAACAGUCCAAGUGUGUCCUUUAACCCAGGGGAAUGCAAUUCUUUCUGAAGCAGCAACUUUC
Messenger RNA from Zonotrichia albicollis (white-throated sparrow), 1399 nucleotides. RefSeq lists its product as uncharacterized. The record is from RefSeq and is a predicted model, not a curated record. NCBI's taxonomy places the organism in Eukaryota, Metazoa, Chordata, Aves, Passeriformes, Passerellidae.